AUGGAUGUAGCAUUGCCAGACCAUGGUAAUUUAUCUCUCAAUUGUGGUUCAGCAGAAUUUUGGUUGUAUUGUUAGUUGAGUCCAUUGUUUUGUAACUUGAAAAUAGUUCAAUCUGGGGUAAAAAUUGCAAUUUACUGCCAAGUGUUGGUGAGAAUCAUAUCUGAUAUCGGAGGACAUUACAAGGACCAAGAUGGUGACAAUUCUACUCUUUAUGGCAUUAGCUCAUCAAAUGGUCAAAUCUUCAUUGGCAGCUGGUGAAGAGAUCAGGCUGGUCAAUGGCACUAGUCGCUGCUCGGGGACAGUGGAGAUUCUUUACGAGGGCCAGUGGGGAAGAGUGUGUGGCCAGAAGUGGGACGUCGACGAUGCCAAUGUGGUGUGUGGCCAGCUGGGCUGUGGGAGGGCUGUGAGUGUCCAAGGUAGUGUCCACUUAGGUCAGGGAAGUGGUGGCAGGCCUACUUGGCUGGAUGAUGUUGGSUGUAAAGGCAGUGAGAGCUCCCUCACAGAAUGCUCACAUGGAGGAUUGAAACACCAUGACUGUUUACAGUCUCAAGAUGCCAAAGUUGUCUGCUCAGUUAAACCUAAUAUCAGACUGGUCAAUGGGAGUGACCUCUGCUCUGGGAGGGUGGAGGUCUAUCAAAUUGGUCACUGGCGAACCGUGUGUAAUGACYUGUGGGARUUGAAUGACMCUGCUGUGYRSUGCAGACAGCUUGGCUGUGGGAAUGCUGUUAGUGCCCCAGAGAGGGGRUACUUUGGUCAAGGKAGUGGGCCCAUCUGGCAGGAUGAUGUUGGCUGCUCUGGCAACACCUUCACUCUCCACAAACCAAUCAUAUUCUGCCUUCUUGCAUGGGAGAGAGUCCAACUCACCUGCACUAUUCCAUCCCGUAUCCUCUGUAAUGCUGUGGAGUUCAUCUUCUAUCUGAAUGGAGACUCUGGUCAUGAAUGUGACCGUUGGAUCCUCACACAGCCAGGGCUACUUUAA
Messenger RNA from Salvelinus sp. IW2-2015, 979 nucleotides. Lineage: Eukaryota; Metazoa; Chordata; Actinopteri; Salmoniformes; Salmonidae. The record is from RefSeq and is a predicted model, not a curated record.